This is a messenger RNA of Fonsecaea multimorphosa CBS 102226, 1989 nucleotides long. RefSeq lists its product as uncharacterized. The transcript has a single exon. Gene Ontology annotation, cellular component: cytosol. The record is from RefSeq and is a predicted model, not a curated record. Gene Ontology annotation, molecular function: NADPH-hemoprotein reductase activity; flavin adenine dinucleotide binding; FMN binding. Lineage: Eukaryota; Fungi; Ascomycota; Eurotiomycetes; Chaetothyriales; Herpotrichiellaceae. The coding region runs from base 1 to 1989 and encodes 662 amino acids.
AUGACCGAACCAGGCCGCGGCAGAUCCGCUCUUGUCCUUUAUGGGACAGAAACCGGCACGGCCCAGGACCUCGCUGAAGAGAUCGGCCGCACGCUGGAAAGGCUUCAUUUCUACACGGAUGUCUUGGGAUUAGACGCUGUCAAUUACGGCCUCCUCCACCAAUACACUCUGACAGUCUUCGUCGUUGCCACGACUGGACAGGGUGACUUCCCCGAGAAUGCUCGAAGAUUCUGGACCAGCCUUCUCCGCAAGAAGCUCGCGGCCACCACUCUGGCAGGCGUUGAUUAUGCGCUUGCCGGCCUCGGAGACACCUCGUACCCAAAGUUCAACUGGGCCGCACGGAAGUUGGAUAAGAGGCUUCGGCAGCUUGGGGCGUCGCCAAUCGUCGAGCCUUGCGAGGCCGAUGAGCAAGGUGACGAGGGAACGGAUGGCGCCUUUCUGACCUGGCUUCUUUUGUUUCGAGAGACUAUAUUGAAGACCUUUCCUCUUGCCGAUCACCAGAGCCCAAUCCCGAAUGAUAUCCUGCUGCCAAGUAAAUGGCGUCUAGAAAAGAUAUAUGAACCCUUCAAUACGUCUGUUACCUCGCCAAUCGCCAACGGCAUUCAGCCGCCUUCCUCGGCUGCUGGACAGAACACUUCUUCUACUUCUUCGAACUCCUUCUCCGUAUCUUUGGAGUGUAACCAGCGAGUCACGCCACCGGAUCACUGGCAAGAUGUUCGAUUUAUGAGCCUCAAAGCAUCGACAAAAAUUGACUACAUGCCCGGCGAUGCUGUCGCCAUUUCUCCUCGAAACAUGCCUGUGGACGUGGAAUCUCUGAUCAAGCGCAUGAGCUGGCAAGAUAUUGCGGAUGUGCCUAUUCGGCUCGUGUCGACACGGCAGCCGUCUUGGGCUACUACCUGCUCAACCAAUCCUGCAACCAAUACGAUCUUCAGCCGUGCUGAUCUCACCCUCCGGGCUCUUCUCACCGAGUAUUUGGACAUCAACGCCAUUCCUCGCCGCUCGUUCUUCGGGUGCAUUGCCAACUACACCAGCAACAGCAUGCACAAGGAGCGACUCCUGGAGUUCACCGACCCGCAAUAUCUCGACGAAUACUACGACUACGCAACCCGUCCGAGGCGGAGCAUCCUCGAGAUUUUGCAGGAAUUCGAUUCCGUACAUUUGCCCUGGGAGGAAGUUAUCAAUAUCUUUCCACCAAUACGCCCAAGACAAUUUAGCAUUGCGAGUGGUGGACUCUUGAAAAGCGCAGAAGAUGGAUCGACCAAAUUCGAGCUGUUGGUCGCGAUUGUCAAGUACAGGACCGUUAUCAAGCGGAUUAGAGAGGGGGUAUGUACGCGGUACCUGGCGCAGCUGCCGGUUGGAACAACACUUCAGGUCUCGCUGAAAACAGAGGGCCGCUUCACCAAGGCCGCUGAUGAUUUGACCGGCCAGAGCCACGUCCUGAUCGGCGCCGGCACAGGCAUCGCGCCUCUCCGAGCACUCAUCCACGAAAAGGCCACCAACAGCAGCCGGGGCUUUUCGGGCGGCAAGACUGCGCUCUUCUUCGGCUGCCGCAACGAGAAAGCAGACUAUUUCUUCCACGACGAAUGGACCGCACUUCAAGCGGCCCAGAUGAUGCGCCCGAGCGACACCGCCAGUUUUCUCCAAGUCAUCCCGGCGUUUUCUCGAGAUCAGAGAUCCAAAGUCUACGUGCAAGACCGGAUUCGCGAGCGGGCCCAGUUGAUCUGCGACCUUCUCAGGAAGAAGGCGGCGACGGUCAUUGUGUGCGGGUCCUCUGGGCAGAUGCCCAAGGCUGUCAGGCAGGCUUUGGUCGAUGCGCUUAUUCGGCAAGGCAAAAGGAAGAAUGAGGACAAGGCAGUGAAUGGAGGUCGAAUGAGCAGUGAAGAGGAGGACGGUGGUAAGACCGAAGAGCCGGUACAGAGUGCAGAGGAUGCGGAGAAAUACCUCGCGAGGCUGGAGAAAGAAGGUAGAUACAAACAGGAGACGUGGUAG